AUGAAUUCAGUCAAAAGUCUAGGUUCAACUCACCUCCUAGCUGACCUCGAAGAUCUCUCUGUGGAGAUAUCCAAUCUCUCCCAUCAUCUUUCGCAUAAGACACCUUCAUCCCCUGCAGCUCCGAAAUCCUCAACUGCAUCUCGUUUGUCGAAACUGAUAUCACAUGUUCUACCUUCCCGAUCGGUCUCACUCCGUAAAAGAGGGACAGGAAAAUACAAGGAUGUCGAUGCUAGACCACUUAUCUUCAGAAGAGGUUCAGAUGAUUCCGACCAGACUCUCGUUGAUCCCUCAAACAACGAACUUAGUGCUGAAGAACUGUUAAAUCUCUUAGCUCCGUCGAUGACAAGAUUACAAAGAUUGAGCCGUAAAGUAGCUGCUUCAAAUAAUGGAUUCAGUUCUACUGAUUAUUCAGUCAAAAGUACAUUUAACGACAUCUGUACACAAUUCUUAGACUUGCUUCAGUCUCUCCGAUGUCCUUCUUCCUCGGAUCCGGAUACAGAUCCGGAUUACAAGGGAAAUGACGACCCGAGAGACGAUUCAGAAGAAUUGGAAAUGCGUAAUUUAAUGUUAUCAGCUCUGACCAAGAAGCUUCAAAUAGAGAACAAUAGGUGUUCAUCUCUAUCUCCUUCUUUGAUAGAUGCGAGAAAUCCAUUCAUAAUCCAUUCAUCUUCCUUGAGCUCCGAAUCUAAGAUACGAUCAAUUUCCAGCUUGGAAUCAAGACCAAGCACAGUGAAGGGGAUGAAAUUUGCUGGAAACGAUUUUGUGGAUACGGAAAUACUUCUAUCACCUUCUAUCCAUCCGAAAAGAUUUAGUAAACCUAUCAAAAUAGACCACAAAAACAUCGAUAUCGAUAAGGAUAAGGUUGGAGGAACAGAAGAUGAGAUCAAUACUGUAGGGAGUUUCUCUUCUUUCCUAAGCAAAUAUCAAAAUUCAACUAACUCACGUCACAUUGAUAAUAUGAACAAUCCUUGGGCUCAAAAUGUAAUUAGAUUGGGCAGUUUUCAAGCUAGUUUACUGUUCUCAAAUAGUCCAAUAGCUGUCAGGAAAUUAAGUGGAAAUAAUCCAAAUCCAUUUCUAUGA
Kwoniella shivajii is the source of this 1080-nucleotide messenger RNA. RefSeq lists its product as uncharacterized. The coding region runs from base 1 to 1080 and encodes 359 amino acids. The record is from RefSeq and is a predicted model, not a curated record. The transcript is spliced from 2 exons. Lineage: Eukaryota; Fungi; Basidiomycota; Tremellomycetes; Tremellales; Cryptococcaceae.